This is a messenger RNA of Caenorhabditis angaria, 1098 nucleotides long. The record is from the annotation of a GenBank genome assembly. NCBI's taxonomy places the organism in Eukaryota, Metazoa, Nematoda, Chromadorea, Rhabditida, Rhabditidae.
AUGGAAUUCGCGAAUUUCAAAAGAAAAUUUGAACUAAAAGAUGAUUGCUAUGAUCACAUUCGCUAUAAUAAACAUAUGAAAAUCGCCAAUCAGCUAAAAAUUCCGACUUUUGAGAGUGUUUUUGGUAAAAAAUAUGAGGGAGGUUAGUUUUUUUUGCUGAAAUCUUUUCUUGUUUGAAAAACGUUUUAAACAGGAUAAUUUUUGCAGUUCCAAUGUGGAAACCGAUCAACAAUUUGUAUAAAUCGGAAAAGUUGUGCGAAACAAAUCCGAAACUUUUUGCCCGUCUUGCAAAAUUUGUGAAUUUCAAAAAACCGGAAAAACUAAAAGAGAAAAUCGAAUAUAAUCCGGAUUUUCCUGCUGUUCUUCGGUCACUUGAGGCAGAAGAACAAGAAAAUCCAAUAUUUCUCGCCAAAAAUGCGAUAUAUCAUGAGCAAUCUUUGGCUUAUCAAUCGGGACCAGUUUAUAUCGAUACAAAGAGUAUUUCUAAACACGAACCAAGUUUACAUGAAGCUCUCAACGAUUCUAGUCAGUUUAUUUUCAGUUCGUGAUAGUUUUUAUCGAUUUUUUUGCAGCUCAUCGAACAGUUCGUGUAUAUUUCAAUGGAUUGGCUCAGGAUGUUCCAGCUGAAAUCAAUUGUCGACUUUGUCAUGGAAAAAUGAUUAUUCGUAUGAGGAGGCAGGUUUAUCAAGACGAGAUUCGAGAAUAUCCCGCUUAUCGGUGAGUUUUUUUUAAGGUUUCGGGAAAAUUGGAGCAUUUUGAGUGUAAAUAUGCUUGGAAAAUUCUUCUACGCGGAUUUAUUUCACACAAAUUGUGAAUUUUCGCGAUAGCCUUGAAGAUGUUUGGCAGCCUUUUUGGGCUCUAAAAAAUCCCACCUAGAAAAUUACUAUUUUUCUGAAAAAAAUCUUGACAUUUUGCAGGUGUCUCAAAAAAGGCUGCCAAACUUUUCGAGCAAUUCGAAAAAUCAUCGAACCAGAUUUAUCUCAAAAUCGACAAUUUGAACAAAAAAAUCAAUAUGAUCCAGAUUUUAUAUUGAAUUCUCUUAUGGAAAUGCCAGAAUCCAAGAAAAAUUUGUAUGAGAAUGAGAAUGAAGGUUUAUAG